AUGACGAGCAGCAGCCUGGAGCGCCGCGCGGCGUCGCGGCGCAAGAAGAGCAAGGAUGACACCUGGUGGCAGAUGCUGAUUGCUGGAGAUUUCAGCAUGAGCUGCAUUUUUGUGGCGCUGAUGAGCUUGACGGCUGAGGUGGCGGAGGCUCUGGCGGGGAUCACUGGCUUGGGUGAGUUCCCCCUCUCCAUUGCCAUCACGGUGGUCUCGCUCAUCAUCUUCGGCCCCAUAUGCGGCCUCUUCGGCGGCGCCAUGUUCAACCCCGUCCACAACGUCGCCUUCAUCGCCGCCGGCAAGGACAGCGUCAAGCUCAACACCGCGCGCAUGGUCGCACAGAUCGUCGGCGCCGCGCUGGGCGCGUUCCUGGCAGUCAGCAUGCUGCCGGAAUUCCUCAAGGACCACUUCCACAAGCUGCCUGGCGGCCUGGCCGCGGGCGUGUCCCUGCCUGUGGGCAUGGCGUGCGAGGCGGUGCUGGGCUGUGUGCUCAACCUCGUGGUGCUCUACUCCAUGGAGACCAGCAGCAAGGUGCUCUCGCAGGUCCUGCCCCUCCUGGCAACCGUCGCGCUGAUCCUUGCUGGCAGCGUGUUUUCGGGGCCCGGCCUCAACCCUGCCAUGACCUUUUCGUUUUUCGUGCACUACAGCGACAACCGCAGCGCCCUGGAGCACGCGCUGCUGUACUGGGCCGCCCCCUUUGCCGGCGCGCUCGCCGGCGGGCUACUGUGGCGCCUGCUGCACGGACCCGGCGUGGGCGCGGCGCCAGCCAAGAAGGCGGCCGCGAAGAAGCGUGCAGAGUGA
Monoraphidium neglectum is the source of this 795-nucleotide messenger RNA. RefSeq names its product Aquaporin SIP1-1. Gene Ontology annotation, cellular component: membrane. Lineage: Eukaryota; Viridiplantae; Chlorophyta; Chlorophyceae; Sphaeropleales; Selenastraceae. Gene Ontology annotation, biological process: transmembrane transport. Gene Ontology annotation, molecular function: water channel activity. The transcript is spliced from 7 exons. The coding region runs from base 1 to 795 and encodes 264 amino acids. The record is from RefSeq and is a predicted model, not a curated record.